CUCCACCGACAGUUGAAAAAGGAACAAAACAAAGAAGCCGCGGUAGAGAGAGAAAGAGGAGAGAGAAGGAGCGAGAAAGGUAGUGACUUUGAGCUCGAUCGAACCAACCCACGAUGGGGAGAGUGCGUGCGCGUCAGUGAAGAGAUCCAACCGGAUCGAACCUGCUGUCUUCCCUCGACAUGGCCACCGCCAUCUCCUCCUCCUUCCUCCUCCUCCUCACCCUUUUCGUCUCCGUUCUUGGCCUGGCCCGUUCGGCCGCCGCCGGCGACGGCUGCUCGGGCCGCCGGAUCCACGUCCGCCGCCUGCCGCCGCGGUUCAACCUGGACCUCCUCGCCACGUGCGCCGACUACCCCCUCCUCGACGACCUCUGCCCGUACCUGGCCAACCACGGCCUCGGGCAGCCCACCCACAACCGCUCCCGCAGCUGGUUCCGCACCGACCCCCUCGCGCUCGAGCUCGUCUUCCACCGCCGCGUCCUGGAGCUCCCCUGCCUGACCCCCGACCCGGAUCUCGCCGACGCCGUCUUCCUCCCCUACUACGCCGGCCUCGACGCCCUCCGCUACCUCUACGGCCGCGACGUCAACUCCAGCGCCGAGCACGGCCUCGAUCUCUACCGCUUCUUGAGGGCGAACGAUCCGGGCAUCUGGGAGAGGCGCUCGGGCCACGACCACUUCCUGGUCAUGGCUCGACCCGCCUGGGACUUCUCGCAGCCGUUGUCCAACGACCCUCCCAUCUGGGGCACUUCGUUUCUUGAAUUGCCCGAGUUCUUCAACGUCACCGCAUUGACGUUCGAGGCCAGAGCUUGGCCCUGGCAGGAGCAAGCCAUCCCUUACCCGACCUCGUUCCACCCCCAGGACUCCACCUUCCUCGAGUCGUGGGUGGCCAGGGUCCGACGGUCUCGCCGCACCGCGCUGAUGCUGUUCGCUGGCGGGGGCGGCAUCUCGGCGACCCCCAACAUCAGGAGGAGCAUCAGGAUGGAGUGCGAAAAUGGGACAGAAGCUCCAGGGUCGGACAAUGGGUACUAUGCGAAGACCUGUGAUUUCGUGGAUUGCUCGAACGGCAUUUGCGAGCACAACCCUAUCCGGUACAUGCAGCCGAUGCUGAAGGCCGCAUUCUGCUUGCAACCUCCUGGGGACACACCGACGCGGAGGUCGACCUUCGAUUCGCUCCUUGCUGGGUGCAUCCCGGUGUUCUUCGAGGACCAAUCGGCCAGGUCGCAGUACCGGUGGCAUCUGCCAGAGGAAGAAUUCGAGGAGUUCGCGGUGUCGAUACCGAAGGAGGAGGUGGUGUUCAAAGGGUUGAGGAUAGUGGAUGUGCUGAUGGGGAUACCAAUUGAGAGAGUGAGGAGGAUGAGAGAGAAAGUUGUGGAAAUGAUACCGAGGAUCAUGUACAGAAAACAUGGAGGCUCACCUGGUUUGAGGUCUAAGAUGGAUGCAUUCGAUAUUGCAGUUGAGGGUACUCUGAAGAGGAUCAAAGCAAGACUUCAAGAGGUUUCAGUUUGAGCUUCACUAAUUUGGGAUUGAAGUUACUACAUUCUUGUGCUUGUUUGUAAUUUUCUUGUUUGUUUGUUGUUGUCCCUCAUUUUUUUGUCCCUCUUAUUUAUUGACUGCAAAAAAUGCAGAAAGAACUGCAUUAUAUGUAUCUGACUAGCAAUAAAGAUUCAAACAUAUUUCCUUUA
Syzygium oleosum is the source of this 1678-nucleotide messenger RNA. RefSeq names its product probable xyloglucan galactosyltransferase GT19. Gene Ontology annotation, molecular function: glycosyltransferase activity. The record is from RefSeq and is a predicted model, not a curated record. NCBI's taxonomy places the organism in Eukaryota, Viridiplantae, Streptophyta, Magnoliopsida, Myrtales, Myrtaceae. The transcript has a single exon. The coding region runs from base 180 to 1502 and encodes 440 amino acids.